Marasmius oreades (fairy-ring Marasmius) is the source of this 1146-nucleotide messenger RNA. RefSeq lists its product as uncharacterized. NCBI's taxonomy places the organism in Eukaryota, Fungi, Basidiomycota, Agaricomycetes, Agaricales, Marasmiaceae. The coding region runs from base 1 to 1146 and encodes 381 amino acids. The record is from RefSeq and is a predicted model, not a curated record. The transcript has 10 exons.
AUGGCCCCCGAACCUUCAACUCUACAUAAAACGAAAGGAGCCAAUAGGUCGACAAAGGCUGCAGGGAAACUCAAGGUCUUACCCGAGCAGCCAGAACCAACAGUGGUUGACAUAAAGACAAGAGGGAAACGAAUUCACAUAUCUGAAGGCGAUGAGAGCGGUAUAGCAACUGUCUCUGCAGGAGAAAGCGACGAGGGUGAUAUUGAUGAAGAUUCAGACGAAAUAGAGUCCGUCGAGGUCUACAAUCAAAUUUCUCUGAUUCCGGAGGGAGCAGCACGUCGGGAUGCGUUGAGGCUGACGAAAAAGAAGGCCAAAUCUCUCCCUCGAGUUACAGCAUAUGCUACGGCUAGUUCGUUCCGAAUGGACGAUGUCAUGAAAUUCCUCAACGCGCGGAGAACGGCUUACCACACCAAUCCUAAACACAUUGACGAAGUGAUUUAUUCCCCUUAUCGCUUUCCCAAUCCCCAAAAUGACGACGCGCAAAACUCCAGUAACCUAUCAAGGGAAGCGGAUCUUCUAGGGGUUCCAGAGCUACGUCCAAGCAGUGGUGAUGAAAUGCGGACAUUCAAACGAAAAGGGAGAUUUGAAGCUUCGAACAAUGAAGCAGAGAUCUUCAUUUCUGACUAUGGGACCGUCGUCAUUUGGGGAAUGUCGGAAGCGCAAGAAAAGCGUUUUUUGUCCUCGUUGAGACGUUUUGAGGUUGAGGCACUGGCGGCAGAUGAUAUCGAAAUGGAAGAUCUGAAUUAUUACUAUGCAAAUUACAGCCGAAUCUACAACGAUGUGAUUACCUUGCGUAAAGGAUCAGGAUAUAUGACCAAGCUAUCUUUAUCCCAUGCGCUUUCGCAAUCCGUAAAAAUUUCUUUGUUUGAAAGUCUAAUAUCGAACACCAUAGAAGAGACGAAAGACAUCCCCGAAAUUAUCAGCGAGACAGGAAAAAUUGGUAUGCCUCACAAGGAGAUCAUGCAACAGAUCGGCCAAUUGUUUCUACUAAGAAGCAAUAUCAACUCAGUUGGUUCGGUCCUGGAUUCACCGGUGAGUGCGGAUAUUUGGAUUCAACGAGAAUGCUAUCAUUCAACAGACAUUCGUUCUUCCAUAGGAAGUCUUCUGGGUGCGUCUCGCAAUCACUCUUUGGAGCGGGUGCCAUGA